Molecule: messenger RNA, 1053 nt
Organism: Syngnathus acus (greater pipefish)
Lineage: Eukaryota; Metazoa; Chordata; Actinopteri; Syngnathiformes; Syngnathidae
Product: transmembrane 4 L6 family member 4-like
Exons: 5
Coding region: 190-801 (203 amino acids)
Cellular component (GO): membrane
Source: RefSeq, a predicted model, not a curated record
CUCUCGCAUCCUCCAUCCUGUCUUGUAGUCUACAUGGUGACAGAUGUCAUUUGAAAAGCUGCAAAAACUGCUAGAUUUGCCUUUUUUCCCCCAAUCUGGUUGCUCUUGUACAACAGUUUGAACGUUGUUUCAAGUGAAGGUUCACUUGAAAUUUGGUUUGGUAAUCCGCCAACGACGAGGACGACGACAAUGUGCUCCGGGGGCUUUGCCAAGUGUCUGGGGAUCACGCUGCUGCCCCUGGCAAUUGUGUGUGUGCUGUGCAACAUCCUUCUCUUCUUCCCUGGUGGAAAGAUUGUAGAAAGGGAGCACAUCACUGAAGAGGUAUGGUACUUUGGAGGAAUUUUUGGCUCCGGCAUUUUGAUGAUUUUCCCAGCCCUGGUCUUCCUCGGUCUGAAGAACAAUGACUGCUGCGGUUGCUGUGGCAAUGAAAGUUGCGGGAGGAGGUUUGCGAUGUUGAGUUCCAUCCUGUUUGCGGCCGUCGGUGUCGUAGGAGCCGCUUACUCGGUCAUCGUUUCGGCCGUGGCCGUAAACCGCGGACCCCAAUGUCUGGCUCUACUCAACAGCACGCGAGCGUGGACGUAUCCCUUCAGCGACGGUGAUUAUCUGAGCAACUCAAGCAUGUGGUCAACCUGUUUGGAGCCAGUUGGUGUGGUGUCAUGGCAUCUGUGGCUGUUCUGUGUUCUGCUGCUCAUGGCUUUAAUCCAGAUGGCCCUGUGUGCCGUGCAGGUGAUAAACGGGCUGUUGGGAGCCCUGUGCGGGGACUGCUGUGGAUGCUGUGCUGGGAAUGAUGGAGCUGUGUGAGCAUCACUCGUCAGCUGAGAUCACCUCACCUUUUGGCAGCGUUUUUUUUCUGUAUUCUAUUUUUAGAAAGAGGAUUUUGACAAAAAGAGCAACUUGAUUACAGUGUAAUGUACACGACAAAACACUGGUAAAAUGACAGAGGUUGGACUGAUAAUGUGUGUUUUUAGAUUCACUUAUGCUGUCUAUUGGAAUUAUUGCAAUAUCACGGAUAUUUUCAAACACUGAAUAAAGCAUUUUGUCACAAUAACCAAA